This is a messenger RNA of Prunus mume (Japanese apricot), 2098 nucleotides long. It is a transcript of the gene KAN2, whose product is annotated as Homeodomain-like superfamily protein. Gene Ontology annotation, biological process: regulation of DNA-templated transcription; abaxial cell fate specification. Lineage: Eukaryota; Viridiplantae; Streptophyta; Magnoliopsida; Rosales; Rosaceae. Gene Ontology annotation, molecular function: transcription cis-regulatory region binding. Gene Ontology annotation, cellular component: nucleus. The record is from RefSeq and is a predicted model, not a curated record.
CUCUCUCUCUCUCUCUCUUUCUCUCUCAAGUGUCAUUUUCUCACAUAUACUUCACACAAAAGAAACAACCAUUCACUUCAUACCUUGUCAUUUCUUCUCUCCUCUUUGUUUCUCUCUCUCAUCUCAAUCUGAAAUCUCUCUGCAACUACUCCCACAAAUUGAUCAAAAUCCAUCUGCACAAAAUACCCAGAAAUUAAUCUCCAACACCUGAAAAUCCAUAACCUUCAUCCCCUCUUCAGAUCACCAGGGAAGCUCACAUACAAAUAAAACACACUUGGGAAGCUCCUCCAUCACAAGCACAAGCACAAGGGAAGAAGAAAAGUUCUUACAAUAUAAACAAGGUAGAGGGGAAUAUAUAUAUAUAUAUAAGGAAAGAGCAAGCAGAGAGGAAGAUCAUGGAGCUGUUCCCUGCACAGCCAGACUUAUCUCUUCAAAUUAGCCCUCCAAACAGCAAACCCACAUCAUCAAGUAGUUGGAGGAGAAGUAGUAGAGAAGAGCAAGAGGAGGUGGAUUUGGGGUUCUGGAGGAGAGCCUUGGACUCCAGAACCUCCUUCUCCUCCUCAAUAGCAAAACCCGAUACCGGUUUCGAGCUCGAGCUCUCAAAUCCAAGGGUUUAUGCUCAUGGUCUCCAUCAUCACCACCACCAGCAUCAUCAGUCCAAUAUUAGCUCUAACCAUAUAAUCCACCACCUCAACCAAAAUGGUAAUGUUUUCCAGGGUUUUGAGCAAAACCAGUUCUCAGUCCCCCAAGUAAAUCAUCACCCACUAUUAAAUGUUCAUGACCAACAAUUACAAUUGCAAUCACAAUCACAAUCAGAUCAUCUUGGGUUCUUGAGGCCCAUUAGGGGAAUUCCAGUGUACCAAAACCCUCCCCCUAAUUUGUUCCCAUUUUCUUCCCAAAAGCCUUUAGACAGUAAUUCCUGUACUUCCACCUCCACAAUUACAAGCUCUUCAAGCCCACUAUUUCAGGCUCAAGGGGGUCUUCUCCGAUCCAGGUUCUUGUCCCGCUUUCCGGCGAAGCGCAGCAUGAGAGCCCCUCGGAUGCGCUGGACUACCACUCUUCACGCUCGCUUUGUUCACGCCGUUGAGCUUUUGGGUGGCCAUGAAAGGGCUACACCAAAGUCAGUUCUUGAGCUUAUGGAUGUCAAAGAUCUCACCUUGGCACAUGUCAAAUCUCAUUUACAGAUGUAUCGGACGGUGAAAACCACCGAUAAAGCAGCGCCCUCUUCAGGACAAUCUGAUGUGUACGAAAAUGCUUCAUCUGGGGACACCACUGAAGACAUAAUGCUUGACCUUCAGAACCCAAGAAGGUCUUGUGAUCAGCUCUCACCAGCUCAGCAGCAGGGAUCAAGAUCCAUUCCUCAGGUUCAAGAUAAUAAAGAAUACUAUGGCCUCUGGAGCAACUCUUCAAGAGAAGCUUGGUUGCAUGCAAACACAAAGGAUUCUUCUGCACCUGCAAAUAUACCAUCUCUUGAUGAUCAGGAGAAGGAAGACAUGAUGGAUCCAAAAGGCUUGAGUUAUGAGAGAAUAUCAGAUGUAAGCUCCUCAACAACAAACAUUUCUGCAGGGACAAGAAGCCCCAGGAAGCCCAAUUUGGAGUUCACUUUGGGCAGGCCACUUUGAAAUUGAAUAGGGGAAAUAAAUUAAUUGACCCUAUUCAGUUUUUAAUCAUUUUUAAUUCAUUAUAUUAUGUCUCUGAAUGAAUGGGGGCUGCCAUGGAGAUGAGAAUCAGGUACCCGCUGAGGAAAUCAGAGGAAAAAGAAAGGAAAAAGAAACAAAAGAAAAAGAAAAGUAAAAGGAGAGCUAAAGAAAGACAAGGAGACAAGAAAGACAGAAAGCAACAAAAGGAGAAGGGGUGGAAAAAAAGCAUGUCCUUCCUAUCAAUCUGUGAGAUCCCAAUCAAACAUAUUAUAUUCCCACGUAAAUAUAUCAAGGACAUCUAGCUAAUUGAUUUUGUAUGUUUUUGCACUGAUGAGAGAGAGAGAGAGGAGAGAGAGAGAGAGAGAGAGAGUGACCUUUAACUAUCUUAAAGUAUGAAGUGAUCCUUGGUAAUUGUAAUGGAGCACUUUACAUUUAUAUAUGAAAUAUAUUUUCUUUCA